Messenger RNA from Naegleria fowleri, 645 nucleotides. RefSeq lists its product as uncharacterized. The transcript has a single exon. The record is from RefSeq and is a predicted model, not a curated record. The coding region runs from base 1 to 645 and encodes 214 amino acids. Lineage: Eukaryota; Heterolobosea; Eutetramitea; Acrasida; Naegleriidae.
AUGAUCAACUCUACUCCUCACCUGCUUCAAGAUCACAACAACUCCUUUUCCAGAACUAGUCUCCAAGUUGUGGCGAACGGAAAUGGCGCUUCUUCUCCAACUCAGCAAUUAGUGAGUGCCAAUCAUUUGCUGUUUCACGAAUUCCAAUGUGAUUCUCCUUCAAUAACAACAACUGGUGCAUCGAGCAUGACAGUUUCUCCAUCCGUCACGAGCAGUUUUGUCUUUGUUGAAGAUUCCUUGUCGAUGAAAUCUCAAAAAAGAGCCAAGACGAGAAAGAUGGUCGGUUCUUCCUCAACAGCUUCUUCGACAAUUACAGACUCUUCUAGGAAAAAAUCAGUGACAAAUAUGAUGAAUGGACAUGUUCAAGUGACAGUUUUUCAUCACCACCAUUACAUGUCAAAAAGUAAAAAGAACAAGACAGAAAAUAGUACUUCAAGGUCGUUAUUGAAUAACGAUGAUGAAGAAGAACAGAAAAAGGCGCUUUCCAAGUUAAAUCCAAGAACAAAGAUUGAAAAGAAGUCGCACUCGAAAAGUGGACUUCAAUACACGGUGGUGAAAGAAGAAGUGGUAUCAUGUAAGGAUGGAAGUGAAUUGAAUUAUGAGAUGGCUCUUGAAGAUGGUUUCAUUUGGUGGUCGUGGUAUUAA